ACAGAUCACUAAAAGAAAUCUAUAGAAAUACAUGACAAAAUAUGACAGCGCACCAAAAUGGCACCGUCUCCUCUGAGGUUUCAGACUUCCUCCUGAAUUGUUUUGCCCGGUCCCCUAGCUGGAAAUUCUGGUUGUCCCUGCCCCUCAGCCUCCUCUUUCUUUUAGCCAUGGGGGCCAAUAGUGUUCUCCUGAUCACCAUCCGGCUGGAGGCAUCUCUGCAUGAGCCAUUGUACUACCUGCUCAGCCUCCUCUCCCUGUUGGACAUCAUUGUCUGCCUCACCGUCAUCCCCAAGGUGCUGGCUGUCUUUUGGUUUGACCUCAAGUCCAUCGGCUUCUAUGCCUGCUUCCUCCAGAUGUACAUCAUGAACUGCUUCCUUUCCAUGGAGUCCUGCACAUUCAUGGUCAUGGCCUAUGACCGCUAUGUAGCCAUCUGCCACCCACUGAGGUACCCAUCCAUCAUCACUGACCAAUUUGUAGUCAAGGCUGCUGUCUUUAUUUUGGCCAGGAAUGGCAUUUUAACAGUACCUAUCCCCAUUCUAUCAUCCCGACUCCAUUAUUGUAGGACAAAUGUCAUUGAGAACUGCCUCUGCGCCAAUAUGUCUGUCUCCAGGCUCUCCUGCGAUGAUGUCACCAUCAAUCGCCUCUACCAGUUUGUCGUAGGAUGGACCCUGCUAGGGUCUGACCUCAUCCUCAUCUUUGUCUCCUAUACCUUCAUACUGCGAGCUGUGCUGAGACUCAAGGAAGAGGGUGCUGUGGCCAAGGCCCUGAGCACAUGUGGCUCCCACUUCAUCCUUAUCCUCUUCUUCAGCACCAUCCUUCUGGUCUUCGUGCUCACUCUUGUGGUGAAGAAGAAAGUCUCCCCGGAUGUGCCAGUCUUGCUCAACAUCCUCCACCAUGUCAUUUUCUCAGCCCUCAACCCCAUUGUGUAUGGGGUGCGAACCCAGGAGAUCAAGCAAGGAAUCCAGAGAUUACUGAAGAAAGUGUGGUAAUAAGGACAAUUGGAUCUCUGCAUUCCUCACAUAAAAUGAGUUUUGAAUCAAUAAUGGGUGAGUGGGCUUAAUCAUAUCUAUGAAUUGCAAUCUCAAAAUGGGUAACUUGAAUAUUGUGUCUUCUUUAAAAACUCAAGCUUCACUGUUAAGUUUCCCUUUUCUCACUUCUCCUUUAGGAAUAUCUUUUGCCCCUUUUGCCUUUUCCCAUACAUAUUAUCCUAUAUUGACAAAAUACUGAGAUUCCUUGGGGGAGGUUCCCAAAUGAGAAAUUUAUGUUCCUGAAUAUACAGCUGUUAUUAUGUCAUGCCUUUACAUUCUUAAAUACACAACUGUGGCUAUUUGGGGGUAGAGUUGUGUAACAUGUAAUGGAUUCUUACUUUUAUUUCUACAGAAGGGAUCAUAUUGGAGAAAAAGACAUAGGAGUGAAAUUUCACUCCUGAAUAUGGAAGGUUGCUACUUCUCUCUAACUGGGUCUGCAAUUGGGUGAUCAUUCUAGAUGAGCAUUGCAAGAGGACAGGGUUUUUUUGUCCUGGAUUUCUCAUUUGUGCAACAAUUAUCAAUGAGGUCGAUUAUAGUUAAGAGACUCUUAAAUUCUCCUCCGCAAUGGAUUUGUGCUUUGCACAUUUAUCUUUUCAAUCCAGAGUGUCACAGUUUAGUUCAAUCUAGGGUGUGAAAAAAUAGUUUAACUAAUGAGUUAAAGGUUUCAAAGAUUGUGUAUAUGAUCCAGUAAUAAUAAUUUAAAUAUAAAAAAUAGAAUAUCUGAACAUUUUUUUCAUAUUAACUGAACAAUUUCUAAGAACACUUUGUGUCCUGGGAAUUCUGUUAGCUAUUAAGACUCAAAAAUAUAUAGAAAAAUGUGGCUUUUGGGAAUUC
Felis catus (domestic cat) is the source of this 1862-nucleotide messenger RNA. RefSeq names its product olfactory receptor 56A3-like. The record is from RefSeq and is a predicted model, not a curated record. Gene Ontology annotation, cellular component: membrane. Lineage: Eukaryota; Metazoa; Chordata; Mammalia; Carnivora; Felidae. Gene Ontology annotation, biological process: G protein-coupled receptor signaling pathway. The coding region runs from base 42 to 989 and encodes 315 amino acids. The transcript has a single exon. Gene Ontology annotation, molecular function: olfactory receptor activity; G protein-coupled receptor activity.